This is a messenger RNA of Rhincodon typus (whale shark), 542 nucleotides long. Its product is annotated as coiled-coil domain-containing protein 158-like. The record is from RefSeq and is a predicted model, not a curated record. NCBI's taxonomy places the organism in Eukaryota, Metazoa, Chordata, Chondrichthyes, Orectolobiformes, Rhincodontidae. The transcript is spliced from 2 exons. The annotation marks the transcript as partial.
AAUCUUCAACAUCAUGAACAGCCAAGGUGUAAUAUUAGACGAUCUGUGGUAGAUUUGCAAUGUAAAUUACAGGAAUUACAAGCAGAAAGAGAUAGCCUGAUGAAUCUCAGAUUUAAAGAAAGUCAGGACCAGGGAGAAUUGAUAUGCAAGCUACACAACACAGUGCAAGACCUUGAAACAGUUAAUCGUAUGCAAGAUGAUACUGUUCGAGAUGCAAACACUCAAAUUGAGCAACUGAGGAAAAAGAUACAUAUCUACGAUACAGUGCUAAAUGAUAUCCAUCAAGCAUUGUUGCAUUAUGAGGAGCGCACUGGCAAGAAAAUAUAUGAACAUGAAAAUCUGUCUUGCCUUCAUGUCCAGAAUAUGGGCACAGCGGUGGAUAAAAUCCUGAAAGACGCAAAUGCUGACAUUUCCUACCUCAAAGGUAGACUUGGCCCAGUAAGUGAUUGUCAGAUUUCAUUAGACAUUAACUUCCUGUCUGCUGGAUCGUUGUUGGGGGCUCUGGUACGGGUUGCUUCUGAAAAAAAUACCAGUUGCUAUAU